Molecule: messenger RNA, 766 nt
Organism: Trichoplusia ni (cabbage looper)
Lineage: Eukaryota; Metazoa; Arthropoda; Insecta; Lepidoptera; Noctuidae
Product: insecticyanin-A-like
Exons: 4
Coding region: 74-709 (211 amino acids)
Molecular function (GO): pigment binding
Source: RefSeq, a predicted model, not a curated record
ACAUUGGAUAAUUACAACGUGGGACGGGGCACUCAUUCCUUAUCUCAGUCUCGGUCGGUCCACUUGUUUAAUAAUGUUGCUUCUUAUUCUUCCCUGGUGUAUACUAGGAGUUUUGGCAGCUGAUUAUACCCUACCUGGAGAUUGUCCGAAUGUUAAGUUGCAAGAAAAUUUGGAUCAAACGAAAUUUUCAGGCCUAUGGUAUAAUGUAGCGAGCUACAACAGCGAUGGCCGAGAGAUCUACGACUGCGCGACCCUUGACUUCCAAGAAGACAACCUGGGAUACACCUUCAAGGAGACCUAUGUGGAAGUGGUUGAUGGCAACAGGACUCAGAAGAUGUACCAGGCCAGGGUAGACCCGACCUUCGACGCUGGGAAUAACGCUCAGUUUAUCAUGAGUCAUGAGGCUGGUGACAAAGUCCUCCAGUUUCCCUUCUCUAUCUUGUCGACUGACUACGACGGUUACGCCAUUGCGUACACUUGUAAGUGGCUUAAGCAGAAGGAGCGAAAACAUUAUGUACACACUUGGGUCCUGAGUCGGUCUAAGGAUAAGCUGGAAGGCGAAUUACUGAAGAAGGUUGAGGACACCAUAUCCAAGUACCCGGACUUGGCUGAGCACAGGCAGUCAUUUGUUUUCAAAGAUUUCUCCGACGCCAGCUGCGCUUACGCAAACAAACUUGAUACCGAUUUCUUUACGACUGUGUUUUGGUGAUAGUUAAAAUUUUAUACUAAUAAUUAAUUAAUGUAAUUAUAUAUUGUGUUUUGAAGU